GAGAGAAAGUUUUUCAGCGAGCCGAUACCAGUAAAAAUACACGUCUUCCAAGUUCCAAACUCAUUGUUUUCAAGAUGCCAUCAAAGAACAAAGGGAGGAAGAGUGUUGCUGGCAUCAAACCGAAUCCAUCGUCCUCCCUAUCAGGAGCUGAAGAUGAAGUUUAUUUUGAGGUGCAGAGAAUCUUGAGGAACAGGAUGUGUGGUUCUGAACUACCAGCCAGUCUUCCACAUCUGCAGGAUCAGAGAAGGCAUUUGAUGGAUAUCAUAGAGCGCUGUGCUACUCAAGGUGAGAGCAACUCAGCCCUGGUUAUUGGUCCUCGUGGAAGUGGAAAGUCAAUGCUGCUGAAGCAUGUCCUGGCUGAACUGGUGAAGAAUCGUAAAGUCUCCACCAACCUGCUUCAGGUGCGUCUGAAUGGUCUGCUCCAGACGGAUGAUAGGAUCGCUAUCCAGGAGAUCACAAGACAACUCAAGCUCGAGAAUGUUGCAGAAGAGAAAGUCUUUGGUUCCUUUUCUGAAAAUCUAGCAUUCCUGCUUGAGUCUUUAAAGAAGGAUUCCAGUGGAGCCCAGUCCAUUCUGUUCAUCGUGGAUGAGUUUGAUCUGUAUGCCCAUCAUAAGAAUCAGACUCUCCUCUACAAUCUCUUUGAUAUCUGCCAGUCAGCCCAGACACCCAUCACAGUCAUUGGAGUCACCUGCAGACUGGACGUUGUGGAACUGCUGGAGAAGAGGGUCAAAUCACGCUUCUCUCACCGACAGAUUCAUGUCUUUAACACCUUGACCUUUGACCAGUACUGCGAAGUCUUCAGGAAAACCCUUAUGCUGCCCUCUAAUUUCAUGGACAAAACAUUUGCCAAAGAAUGGAACAAUCACAUUGAGAUGCUUACAGAAGAUGCCACCAUCACCGAGAUACUACAGAAGACCUAUAGCUUGGACAAAUCAGUUAGGAGUCUGUACAGUCUAAUGUUGUUGCCAAUUUCAAGAAUCGGUGCAGAUCAUCCUACAUUUGAGGGUCAUCAACUACUGGAGAGUCGAAAGAUACACAGUACUGAUUCAAAGGCUGCUAUGUUACACGGUGUAUCUGUACUACAGCUGUGUCUUAUCAUUGCCAUGCGUCACCUCACAGACCUCUAUGAAGGAGAUCCGUUCAACUUUGAGAUGGUUUACAAUGAAUACCAGAAGUUUAUUCAGAAGAAAUCCCAUACUGUCCAGCAGUUUGACAAAUCUGUUGUUUUGAAGGCAUUUGAGCAUCUUGUUGCCUUGGAGCUGGUGAAGCCAGCAGAGCACAGCACGGCAUCAUCUACCAGGACCCAGAAGGAAUACAGAGCCAUGAGUAUACUGGUCACCUCUUCACAGCUAGCAGAGUCUCUGAGCUCUUACCCAUCUUGUCCAAGUGAACUCCUACACUGGGCUAAGAAUCCGAUGGCUUCGUGAAAUUUUCGCAGAAAAGAGUGUCUGAACUCAUUAUACAAAAGCAAUUGCCUUGUUUCUGUUGAAAUCGGUGCCAGGAGGCUGAUGUAUCUUCACAGCUAGAAAGUCCUUAAGCUCUUGUCUGUCUUGUCAAGUAUGCCCCUACACUUGGCUAAGAAUCCAAUGAGAGUUUCAUGGAAAAGAGUAUUUAAACUCCUUAUGCCGUAGCAUCUAGCUUGUUUCAAGUGAGCUGAACAAAAUGGGACAAAGACAAUCUCAGGUAUCUGGUUACUGUAAUGCCAGUUAAACCUGCUGAGUACAGCUAGCAGAAUAAAUGAACCCAAAAUCAUUUUGUUCCAGUGAGCUCCUACAAUUUGUCCAAGAUCAUUUCAUCAUUUCUGAACUCCUACAAAAGCAUUCUACUUGUUUUCCUUGUGUCCCAUUGAGCUUCAAGAUUGGAACAAGAAUACCUAGGUGUCUAGAAGGCUUAGAGCUGAUGAAGCCUGCAGAGCACAACUAACAGAGUCCUUGAAAUCCACUCCGUCGUCCAUAGAGGACAUCAGUACUAUAUUGUUGUUGCAGUUCUCAUUUAA
Strongylocentrotus purpuratus (purple sea urchin) is the source of this 1996-nucleotide messenger RNA. RefSeq names its product origin recognition complex subunit 4-like. Lineage: Eukaryota; Metazoa; Echinodermata; Echinoidea; Camarodonta; Strongylocentrotidae. The transcript has 11 exons. The coding region runs from base 75 to 1427 and encodes 450 amino acids. Gene Ontology annotation, molecular function: ATP hydrolysis activity; DNA replication origin binding. Gene Ontology annotation, biological process: DNA replication initiation; DNA replication. Gene Ontology annotation, cellular component: nucleus; nuclear origin of replication recognition complex. The record is from RefSeq and is a predicted model, not a curated record.